Messenger RNA from Nylanderia fulva, 4520 nucleotides. RefSeq names its product adenylate cyclase type 2 Ac76E (gene Adcy2). Gene Ontology annotation, molecular function: adenylate cyclase activity. The record is from RefSeq and is a predicted model, not a curated record. Lineage: Eukaryota; Metazoa; Arthropoda; Insecta; Hymenoptera; Formicidae. Gene Ontology annotation, biological process: adenylate cyclase-activating G protein-coupled receptor signaling pathway; intracellular signal transduction; cAMP biosynthetic process. Gene Ontology annotation, cellular component: plasma membrane.
UUCGGCCACCAGUUGCAGGCUUCGCGGCUGCAGAAACGGUUGGGCGCAGCGUCUGUGAAAAAGGGAGAGAGACCCUCGAGAGGAAAACUAUCGUUUCUGAAAAUAAUACGCGUAAAUAAAUCAACUUUACAAUUACGUGCAAAAAAGUAACGCUCUUUAAUUUAACUUUCAUUGAAUAUUAAUAUAAAAGAGGAACAGAUCGAAAGAAAGUAAUCGCGAAGGACCGACAUUAUGUGUGAACGGAGCUGCACACCUGACAUUCGAUAAAAUUCGCGCGUUUAAAAUUUAAUUGGAUAUCCCACGCCGAGUAAAUAUUUACACCCUCGUAUUGGUUUUCGCCGGUCGGAACCGCUCCGGAUAACUGAUGUGCGCAGAAACGGAGUUAGCGCGAAAUCGAGUUGCUCUCUUGGAUGUGAUAUAAAUUCGACGGAGAGAUUUCCGGAAUUCGCGGAAACGCCAGGGUAACGGAUAAGUAUAAUGUCGCGGAGAAAGUGAAGUGCAUCGCGGAAGCAAAACUUAUUCGCGCCCGCCGAUGAUACUCGACUCGUAGGAGGAAGCAAAUUUGGAUCGAGGCCAAGUCUGAGGGAAUAAUCUCGCCUGCGAAUAUGGAGGAAGAAGAGAGUCUCGGCGACACUACGAGCGACGAUGCUGGCGUUAAGGAACUUCAGGAACUUCGCGACAAAUACGAGGGAAAAUUGACGGCGUCUCUUUACACAGGGACACUUUGUGUCGCCGCAAUUGCUUCACUAGUCGCUCUAGGUGCUCUAUGCAUUACUGAUUACGUUAAGCUGUUGCAAGUGAUCGAUCUUGUACCUGUAUCAACAUUGACGACCAUGCUCAUCGUAUCGUUGACACUUUUAGUGGUCACGCAAUUAUCCUCUACCAUGACCUCCAAACGGUCGAGGAUUUUAAUAGGUUUAACAUCCUCCAUCAUACUUGGUCUAGGAAUUCUAAUAUUAAGAGGCGUUCUGCCCUUGUUCGCCUGCAUCCUGUCAAUAAUCGCCAUUCUGCCUAAAAUGAGGUGGCAUGUACCGCUCAUCAUCGGCUGUAUCCUGGCUCUCACGCAUGUUUUGGGAAGAUUUAUCUUUGAAGAUCUCUCGAGCUAUUAUAAUAUAAUUCAGAUCCUCGUGGAAAUCGUGUUUCUCCUGGCUGCUAUCCUCGCAGGUAUGUAUUAUAGGAUCCUGACAGCGUCGGCUCAUCGAAAAACUUUCUCAGGCACAAAGACGGUGAUUGAGUCGCGAAUCAAAUUAGAAUGCGAGAGGGAACAGCAGGAACAAUUAUUGCUGAGCGUUAUUCCUGCUUACAUCGCAGCAGAGGUAAAAAGGAGUAUAAUGCUAAAAAUGGCGGAUGCUUGUCAGGAAGCUAAUAAGCAUAAGCAAACCACCUUUCAAGAGAUGUAUGUACAGCGACAUAAUAAUGUCAGUAUUCUUUAUGCGGACAUCGUCAACUUUACACCCUUAUCGGAGCAGCUCUCAGCUUCCGAUCUUGUGAAAACCCUCAACGAGCUCUUUGGCAGGUUUGAUCAAAUAGCACAGGACAAUCAGUGCAUGAGAAUCAAGAUUUUAGGCGACUGUUAUUACUGUGUCUCCGGACUUCCGGUUUCCCGUCCAAAUCAUGCUUACAAUUGCGUGAACAUGGGACUGCAAAUGAUUGAUGCUAUCAGAUUUGUACGCGAGGCCACCGGUUUCAACGUCGACAUGAGGAUAGGGAUUCACACGGGGAACGUGCUGUGCGGAGUUCUCGGGCUGCGGAAAUGGCAAUUCGACGUCUGGAGCGACGACGUGACCCUGGCUAAUCACAUGGAGAGCGGCGGUCUGCCUGGGAGAGUGCAUAUAACGAAAGCUACUUUAUUACAACUGGGCGAUCGAUUUGAGGUCGAAUCAGGUAAUGGAGGAUCUCGGGAAAGUUAUCUCGCUCAACACAAAAUAGAAACUUUUCUUAUCGUGCCACCCAAGAAAAACCGAGAGGAAAAUGGAAUGGAAAACGGUGGAAAUCGCAUACACGGACCUGGACCAAUACCUUCCAGAUCGAGGCCUAGUAGCAAAAUGACAAAAUAUGUGGAAUGUUGGGGUGCGGAUAAGCCUUUCGCCAAUAUAGCAGAAGCAACAUUAGCGAAAAAUAUUGGCCUAACAAGCAUCGCAAUGAUCGAAUCGAAUCUAUUGGCGAACAAUGUCAGCUGCUUUGACACGCAACAAUGGUGCGGUGGAAAUGAGGAGAUGUCGUCUUUUACUUAUUGGUUCAAAGACAAAAAUCAGGAGCAGCUAUAUCGAGAGCAGAGAGAUGAACAAUACCCUUGGUACGUCGUGGCCUCCAGCGUGGUUUACACAAUCAUGUUCUGUAUCCAGAUUAUUUAUUUACCAAGAAGCAUCGCGGUUUAUGGUUGCUUUGCAGCCGGUUUAGUAUCUCUAAUUAUACUUGCCGCAAUUUCGUGGUUCAGCGGUAAAGUCGACAUCAACAAUGACGAAGAAACAACAAGUCGUAUUGCACUCAGCUGUGGAAUUAGAAUAACGGUGUACUUAAUAACAGCCUUAUUGGCUAUUGCAUCAUCAGUCAUUAGUCUGAUCGAAGUCGAUCAAACUGCUGGAUACAUCGUACCAUUGUACGUGUAUUCCUCGGCGAUAGCACUGGUGAUCGGCUGGACCCACUUGAGGGUUGGUUUCUUGCUGAAAUUGAAUGUAAUGCUUCUAUCCGUUGGCGUAAUACUCGUAGUCUUCUCUCAAGCACCAAUCAUCCAACUAUAUUACGAAAAUUCUGACAUAAAAUUUUACGGCGUUCAUUAUCUGAUGCAAGUAGGAUACCUACUGGCGCUCAUCAGUCUGAUACUUCACGUUCUCGAUCGGCAAGUGGAAUAUACAUCCAGAAUGGAUAUCCUGUGGAAGAGUAAGCUGAGAGUCGAGCAGGAUGAGGUGGAGACCAUGAGGGGUAUUAAUAAAAUUCUCCUAGAGAACAUACUGCCGGCUCAUGUCGCCGAUCAUUUUUUAGCCACGAGGGCUACUCAAGAACUCUAUCAUGAAAGAUACAGUAGCAUUGCUGUAAUGUUCGCGUCGAUUCCAAAUUACAAGGAAUUUUAUGACGAAACCGACAUAAACAAGCAAGGCCUUGAAUGUUUGCGUUUACUCAAUGAGAUCAUCUGCGAUUUCGACAAACUCUUACUCAAGCCGAAAUUCUCAGGGAUCGAGAAGAUCAAGACGAUAGGCAGUACUUACAUGCUGGCGUCUGGCCUAAGUCCGGGAAAGGAGGACGGUGAUAGCAAGGACUUACUGAAGCAACAAGAUCACAACGUAAUCGUACUCGUCGAGUUUGCCAUUGCGCUUAUGACGAUCUUAGAUCAAAUCAAUCGAGAUUCCUUCCAGAGAUUCAAAUUGAGGAUGGGUUUAAAUCAUGGCCCGGUGAUAGCGGGUGUUGUGGGUGCUCAAAAACCGCAAUACGAUAUUUGGGGAAACACGGUAAACGUCGCUUCGAGAAUGGACAGUUGCGGUGAGAUGGGCAAGCUUCAGGUCACCGAGGACACUGCCAAGAUCCUCAUCGACGCCGGGUACGAACUCAUUUGCCGAGGACCUACGUACGUGAAGGGCAAAGGAACUCUCACUACAUACUUCGUGAAAACGCCCUUCGAUGACAAGGAGGACAAUUAUUAAAGGUGAAUUAUACAAAUUAUUGAUCGAAUCGAAUUUUAUCUCGUGAGAAGGAACACAAACUUUUCCAUAAAGAAAAAUCGGACUUGCAGAAAGUAGAAUUCUGCUUAAGUUGUUUGAACGUAUAAUAUGAAAAAGGUAUAAAAAAAAAUGAUUCCCCCGAAUUUUAAGGAUCUGUCUGUUAAUAUGUGAAAUGUUCAUGGAUGUUAGGUUUAUUUGUUUAACUCAUAAAUAAGAUUUUCCUUGCGUGGAAAAAAAGGAGACUAAUAAGAAGUUGCAUUUGUCGGAAUCUGUCAUAAUUAGUCGGAACAAUUCAAGAAUAUAUUGAUAUCGUCUCUGCUAUUUAAAGAAUGAAUAAUCGGCACGAUACGGAUGUAUUCAUGAUUCCUAUCCUCUCGAUGUUUUCUUCCUGCACUUAAUGGAACCGGAGGAAGUGGCAAAAGAGUAAUUAAUUGUGUUCUGAAAAUAGUUUUAUGCUAUUUAGAAAUGUGAGACAUGAUCUCAUACCUGUGUAUUUUACAAGAUAUUUUACGAAAUUAUUGCAGAUAAAUUUUAAGCAUCAACUCGAUCCAAUUUUCGACUUAUGAUCAAUGAUCAUAAACAACGUUACAUCGUACCUGCAAAUAAAGAUUAUCAGUAUAUAUACGUAUAUAUGCAUAUAUACCUAUAUAUUUAUGAUUCGUUUUGACAGCUGCAACAUACGCAGAUGUGAUUUUGGAUAUAAACACACAAUUUUAUCUCUCUAUCGAGAGAAACAACGAGAACUCAAUCAAUUCUGAUAUAUGAUUAAUGUACGAAAUUGCUUUAUACGGCAUUUAUUGCCUUUCUUCAGUUUGAAGAUAUUGUGAAUUAUAUAUACUAAUAAAAAUACGAUGAUAAUAUUUA